AUGCUGUCCAAAAGACCUCCUCAAACUCCCUCUGUUAACUUUACCAGGUAUCGCGCCACAAAAGCAGUGGCCAGACCUCGCAGGCUUCGAGACAGAUCCAGCUCCAGCUCCAGCUCCUCUCGGCGAUUGGAGCGUCGCCGAAAGCCUGUGAAUCCCCCUGAUGCAUCCACUCCAUCACCUUCCACCUCCCCCGUUGUCACCCUCCGUGUCGGCCCAGAAAAGCGCGUGUUCGCUGCACACGAAGCCGUCCUCAGCGCAUCACCGUUCUUCGCAGACAAGUGCCAGGAGCAAACACCCAGCGCGCCCAUAAGAACUCGCCUCAACCAACAUCCGGGCAAACACAUCGAGCUUUCAGAAGAACAACCAGAAGUGCUGUCCUGUGUACUAGAGUACCUCUACAAAGGCGACUACUACCCACGACUCCAACACAACCCACAGCGCCAAACAUGGGAACUUGAAGACGGCGCAAUGGACGCAGAAGGCCAGAGCGUCGGCGCAACUGUAUACCACCAUGCCGCGCGAGCAGUGAUUCUCCGCGAUACAGCCAUCUAUUGUGCCGCAGAGAAAUACAAUCUCCCCAGCCUGCAACGCCUCGCACUCCGCAAACAAGGCCUCCACACUGGUAUUCAAUGCGACACGAUCCUGUCGAGCGCGCGGUUCGCAUACGCGAAUACGCCGGAUACGGACUCGAAGCUGCGCGCGCAUUACCUGGCGCUAAUUAUUCGAUGCCGAGGUACGUUUAAGCGGAGUGGAACGAUGCAGAUGGAGAUGGAAAAGGGUGGGAAGCUGUUUUUUGAUUUGUUUGUUGCUAUGUGUAACCAUAUGGAUGACGUCUUUCCCACGGGUAUGUCGGUUUGUAGUUCUGCGGCUCAGGCGGCGCGUUAG
Molecule: messenger RNA, 885 nt
Organism: Penicillium cinerascens
Lineage: Eukaryota; Fungi; Ascomycota; Eurotiomycetes; Eurotiales; Aspergillaceae
Product: BTB/POZ domain-containing protein
Exons: 4
Coding region: 1-885 (294 amino acids)
Molecular function (GO): protein binding
Source: RefSeq, a predicted model, not a curated record